AUGACGGACGCUUUCCUCACACUAUUCCGGCGCGCCGCCCUGCCGGAAGGCGAGCCCGCCUCCUCCUCUUCCCCCUCGCCCACCAUCAGCGAGCAACUCGCCUCGCUCGAGGCAGGCGACUUCGAAUCCAUCCUGUCGCAAGGCGGCGGCGCCGCCGCCGCCGUCCGCACCCUCCUCGGCCACAGCCACGACGACGACGUCCUCCUCCCGGCAGACGCACCAGCACUCUCCGACCACCCCCUCUGGACCGACUGGCUCCACCGCCGCCUGGCCGCCCUCCUGCUCGCCGCCCCCCAGCAGGAAGACGAAGACGAGGAAGGAAAGAAAAAGAAGAAGAAGAGGCGCGCCGUCGCCGUCGAGCUCGUCGUCGCCGCCGCCGCUGCCCUCGCCGCCUUCGUCCAGUCCAACGUCACCGGCCCGCCGCUGCCGUUCGCGUCCGCGCGCGCCGUCCUUCCACAAGGCGCGGCGGAUGACGACGGCGACGCGAAGGCGUUGGCGGAGACGCGGCGCCGGCUCGUGCAGAGCCUCGGCGCGGAUGGCGCGGCGGCGUAUGCGCGCACGCCGAAUGUGGAGCUGUUAUGUUUGGCGGAGGCGGUGGUCGUGGGGGGGUUUGAGGAGGUGGUGGAUGCGUUGGCUGGUGGUGGUGGUGGUGGUGGAGAGGCGGGGACGAUGAUGGCGACGGUGGUGAGGUGGGUGAAGGUGAGGGUGCUGGUGAUGCGGCAGCGGCUGUUGGGUGGGGACGUGGCGCCGAGUUUGCAGGCGGCGAUUUAUGGGGAGUUGGAGGCGUUGGGGAGGGAGUUGCUGAAGGAGGGGGAGGGGGAGGGGGAGGAUGAGGUGGCGAGGGAGGUGGGGAUGCAGUUUUUGCUGGAGAGGGCGUCUAUACAUACCCUGCAUGGGUUUGACAAGAAGGCGCGGGAGGAUCUGGAUAGGGCGGCUAGGGAGAGGGGGUUUGAGUUCGCUUUGACGGGGUUGCUGGGGAAGCGGACGAAGUUUCAGGAGAAGGAGACUAGUCAGCUUGUUGUGCUGGCGAGGAGCAAGGGGACGGAGACGGUUGACGAGGCCGGCAAGGGGAAGGGCAAGGCCGUCGCGGAGGAGCAGAAGGAUGAUGGUGAUGAUGUGGAGGCGAAACCGAAGACCCUGGAUCUCAACGACGAUACGCUUUUGGAGUCGAUAUCUUUCACGGAGAAGGCCAAGUCGUCAACCGAUGUGCAGGAUGAGAGCUCGUUACCGCCGAGCCUGGCCGCGCUGGAUCCUGGGAAUCAGCCCAAGCUGGACCCGCUCGACUCCAUCAUUUUGCUUUCCCUAGCCUCGUCAAUCACGAACACAUCGCCACAGGACGGCUUGACGAGAGAGGAGACCAUUCCGUACGCCACGCGCGCGCUUGAGGGCGGUAGCUCCAACUGGCAGGUCUACACUCAGGCCCUUUUGGUCCGCAGCAGGAUCGAGGGCUACAGAGCGAGAACUGCCGAGCGUGGCCUGCUCCAGCUUCAGGCACUGGUAGACCAGAUCAUUGCGGACACUGCUGGGGACGGGGCCACGGCAACGGCUUCAGGAGGCGGUUCUGCGGCUACGUUCCUGCCGCGGCCGCAGGAAGAGGACUCUGCGCCUGUCUCUGAGCGCUUGCGUUACAUUUUCCAGCUAUGCACGCCGACGAGAUGGGAGCUCGAAUCCGAGCUGGCGCAAGCGUGGACCAAGAUGGGUGGUUUCCGCUCUGCGUUGGAGAUCUACGAACGACUAGGCAUGUGGGCUGAGGUUGCGCUCUGCUGGGCUGCCACCGAAAGAGAUGACAAAGCCAAACUGAUCAUACGGAGAGAGAUCUUCCAUGCAACAGACGGCAAUGACGAUGCGGCGGGCGAGGAUGAAAAGUGGGAGGGCGCACCGAGGGACCCGGCGCCGGGUGAUGCGCCCAGGCUGUACUGCAUUCUGGGCGACAUCACCAAGGACCUCGACAUGUACGAGAAGGCUUGGGAAGUCUCGGGCAACCGGUACGCCCGCGCUCAACGAUCUCUCGGUCGCCACUACUUCGCCGAGAAAGAAUACGUCAAGGCUGCGAACGCCUACUCGGCAUCUCUGCGUGUCAAUCAGCUCAACGGAAAGAGCUGGUUCGCCCUCGGCUGCGCGCUUCUGGAGCUGACCGAGUUCGAACGCGCCGUCGAGGCCUUCACGCGCGUCGUCCAGCUCGACGACACGGACGCGGAAGCGUGGAGCAACCUGGCAGCCGCCCUGCUCUACCUCGAGCCCAAGACCGGCGACGACGACAACGAAGCCGCCGGCAAACCCAAGCUCGACGACGAGGAAGAAGACGACCCCAACCAGAUCGACAUCACCAAGACCCGCCAGCGCGACCCGCAACAGCACCGCCGCGACGCCCUCAAGGCGCUCAAGCGCGCCGCGCACCUCCAAUUCGACAACUUCCGCAUGUGGGACAACCUCCUCACCGUCGCCGCCUCGCUGACCCCGCCAUCCCUCUCCGACAUCAUCACGGCCCAACGCCGCAUCAUCGACCUCCGCGGCGCCACCGACGGCGAGCGCUGCGUCGACGCCGCCAUCCUCGACGCCCUCGUCCGCGACGUCAUCGCCCUCUCGCCGCCGGGCACCGGCUACGACGCAUCCAGGCCGGGCCCGACGCGCAUGCUCGUCCGCCUCGUCGACGAGGCCGUCGUGCCCCUCAUCACGGGCUCGCGCCGGCUGUGGGCCGUCGUCGCGCGCCUCGCGCUGUGGCGCGGCCGCCCCGCCGCCGCGCUCGACGCCCACGAAAAGGCGUGGCGCGCCGCGACGGCGAGCAGGCCCGGCUGGGAGUCGACCGGCGACGAGGCCGGCUGGAACGACGUCGUCGACGCCACGGUCGAGCUCGCCGCCGCGUACGAGAGUCUCGGUCCGAUGGAGCGCACCGAGGGCUUGGCGGCGGGGAGCGGGGAGGUCGUCGCGAAGGAUUGGAAGUUCAAGGCGAGGAGCGCGAUCAAGGGGAUCUGUGGGCGCGCGAAGGAGACGUGGGAGGGGACCGAGGGGUGGGAGAGGUUGAGGGAGGCGUUGGAGGGGUUGAAGGGGGGUGCGUAG
Messenger RNA from Diplodia corticola, 3057 nucleotides. RefSeq names its product tpr domain-containing protein. The transcript has a single exon. The record is from RefSeq and is a predicted model, not a curated record. NCBI's taxonomy places the organism in Eukaryota, Fungi, Ascomycota, Dothideomycetes, Botryosphaeriales, Botryosphaeriaceae. Bases 1 to 3057 code for a protein of 1018 amino acids. Gene Ontology annotation, molecular function: protein binding.